GGCACGCAUUUUCAGCGGAGUUGCCCCUGGGCGCAUACACAGCGAGGGAAGUUUAAAAAAAACAAUGUCGGACAAAGAAGAUCGCAGAAUUGUUUUGAAUUUUUACGAGAGCCUUUUACGCAAAUCUGAUGUCGCUUUGCUGGAACCAGGGCAAUGGUUGAAUGAUAACUUGAUAGGGUUUAUGUUUGAAUAUUUUGAACACGUAGAAUUUAGAGAUGGAUCUAAAGAUCUUCUGUUUCUAAGCCCUGGUGUAACACAGCUUAUAAAACUUACGCGAGGUGUGGAGCUGAUGGCUAUUCUUGAACCUCUUAAUCUGCCAAAAUACCAAAGAGUUUUUUUUGCUGUGAAUAACAAUGAAGUAAAAAUGUCAACUGGAGGCUCCCACUGGAGCCUCCUAGUGUAUUGCAAGAGAUCAAACAUCUUCAGCCACUAUGAUUCACUUAGUGAAGCCAACUCCAAUGCAGCAAAGGAACUGGCCAAUCAAGUGGGCUUAAUACUCAAAGACCCUGGACCUUCAUAUGAGGAAGCACUUUGCCCACAACAAGAAAAUGGAAGUGACUGUGGAGUAUAUGUGAUAGGCAUUACAGAACACUUGUGCAAGCAGUGUACUGGUGAGACGACAGUCAAACUUAUUGAUGCCGUCACUCCUGCUGCAAUAGCUAGAAGGAGGCAGCAAAUGAAGGAGCUUAUUGUGAAGCUGGCGAAGGCUAGCUAGUAAUGCAGCUGGGGUUUUAUAGUGGCAGCGCCAUUGCACUGAGGGCACAUCAAUAUUUAAAAAAAAUUAAGGAAAUGAUUUGUUAGGGUGUGGCUGUGCUCCAUAAUAUUUUCAUACUUUUUCUGUAUCAUGCCCCCCCCCCCAAAAAAAAGGUGCUAAAAAGCUGGAGAUUUGGUGCUCUCAAAGGAAAGCAGGAGGUAUGGUGCCUACAUUAAUCGAUUCCACAUAAACAUGUUUAACAUAUUAACUUUAAUUAAAAUUAAUUAAUUGCAAAAAAUGGAUUUAUUUGAAAUAUUAUAUAAUUUGCAUAUCUAUGUCCUUAUAUACAUAUAUUCUGUACAUAUAAUAAAUGAAUUUCCAGAUUCCAAGUUAUAAUGAUUUAAGCAUUUGCCAUGAUGCCCAAGGGGCCCUCAAUACUGUGGUUCACCGUACACUUCAUUUGGAACUUUUGCACUGCAUUCCUGAAAUAAACAAACAAAAUUUAUUAAAAAGAUUUCUGUGAAUAAGAUCGAACAAUAAAAAUAACAAAAUUCAAUCAAUGUUCAUGUUAGGGAGAUUCCUAAAGUAGUAAAGGAGGGAACAAAGCAUACUUUUUGCAGCUAAAAGGGGCGUCUUCAUAAGAAUAGGAAGGCAGGUGUUCUACUUACUUGGUGAUGUUGCGGCAGUAGAGUAUGGUCAAGGAUUGUAACCUCUUGCAUCCUUUUCUGAGGUACCGCAAUGCUUUGUCACUAAAAUAAAGAAAAUUGAUUAAAUUUUAAGACCUAA
This is a messenger RNA of Nematostella vectensis (starlet sea anemone), 1480 nucleotides long. Its product is annotated as sentrin-specific protease 8. Gene Ontology annotation, molecular function: cysteine-type peptidase activity; deNEDDylase activity. The record is from RefSeq and is a predicted model, not a curated record. The transcript is spliced from 6 exons. Lineage: Eukaryota; Metazoa; Cnidaria; Anthozoa; Actiniaria; Edwardsiidae. Gene Ontology annotation, biological process: proteolysis. Bases 65 to 715 code for a protein of 216 amino acids.